UUCCGGCCUGCCAUUCCGAGUUCGCGCCGUGUUCAGUUCCAAAUUAAAUUGAAAGCAUUGUGAUUUUAAAGCGUAAUUGAAGAACUUUAGUGUCGAAACAGUUCCAGAAGUUGGAAUUACUAAUUAACAGUCUUUAUUUAACCGUUACCAUUGAAUCCUUAUCCACCAUGUUUUGGGGACUGAUUAUGGAACCGAACAAACGGUACACCCAAGUGGUGGAAAAGCCGUUCCACAUAUCCCAAGCGGCCAUGGACAUCUCCACGGGCGAUAAUGACCCGUGCCAAGUCAUGGUGGUGGUCGACGGAAAGAACUUUUUGGUGUGCACACUCCAGAAGAACAAGAACAUCCAAGUGCCUUUGGAUCUGUACUUCAAAUCGGGAGAUGAUAUUUCAUUUUUGACAAAUGGAAAGUGCAAUGUCCACUUAACUGGCUACCUGGACCCUGAGUUUGAGGAGGAGGAGUCUGAAGGUGAUGAGGAGGAAGAGGACGAGGCCCCCACUCUGGUGUCGGCAGCCAAGAGGAAACUCGAGAACAGCAAUGAGAAAAAUGCCAAAAAGCAAAAGAAGAACAAGAAAGCCGCCCAGGCUGACAGCUCAGACUCUGAUGAUGAAGGCGAGGACCAGCUCCAGAAGAUCCUUGAUGGUGAAGACCUGGACACCGAUGACAAUGAUGAGUCCUUCAAGCUAAACACCACGGCUGACAGUGACAGUGAUGAAGGAGAGUCCGAUGACGAGGAGGAAGCAGAAGAGGAGGAAGCAGAAGACGAUGACUCCUCAGAGGAGGCCGAGACCACCCUCGACACCAGCAAGGAGGCCGAGGUGGACAUGUCCAAGCUGAGCAAGGCGGCCCGGAGGCGCCUGAAGAAGAGGCUGCAGAAGCAGGGCAAGGAACCGCAGGUCAACGGCAUCGACAAGCCUAAGAAAGAUGCUAAAGGCGAGCAACAGCAAAAGGAAAAAAAGAAGCCGGAGGCGAAAAAGGAAGCCCAACAGAACGGACAAGUUGAAAAGAAAGAAAAAAAGACCAUCAGCGGCGGAGUGGCCAUCGAGGACUUGAAAGUUGGAAACGGACCCGUCGCCAAGCCAGGCAAAAAUGUUAUGGUAUACUAUGAAGGGCGCCUGAAGUCCAACAACAAGAUGUUCGACAACUGCCUGAAGGGGCCCGGGUUCAAGUUCCGGCUGGGCGGCAAGGAGGUGAUCACGGGCUGGGACGUCGGCAUCAACGGCAUGAAGGUCGGCGGCAAGAGGCGCAUCGUCUGCCCACCCAACAUGGCGUAUGGUGCUAAAGGCUCCCCUCCAGUCAUUCCGCCUAACUCCACCCUAGUCUUCGAAGUGGAACUUAAGAAUGUUAAAUAGAUGUAAGGAAGCUGUCGCCAGUGUCACGAACACCUGUUUGUUUCGGAUCCGCCGAGGUUGUUGAAUGUUGCCAUGAAUGAGAGGAUUGUUUGAUCAUGGUUUGAUAAUGCAAGGUUUUUUCUUAUUAUAUUUUUCCUUCUAUUGACUGGCUCAGGAUGAGACUACCUUGCUUUAUCAGACCAUUGUUUGCUCAUGUUUAAGGUGCUUGUAUGAAGUAUCUGCAGUGUUAUUGCUCAA
Cydia amplana is the source of this 1589-nucleotide messenger RNA. RefSeq names its product 46 kDa FK506-binding nuclear protein (gene Fkbp45). The coding region runs from base 168 to 1352 and encodes 394 amino acids. The record is from RefSeq and is a predicted model, not a curated record. Lineage: Eukaryota; Metazoa; Arthropoda; Insecta; Lepidoptera; Tortricidae. The transcript is spliced from 9 exons. Gene Ontology annotation, molecular function: peptidyl-prolyl cis-trans isomerase activity. Gene Ontology annotation, cellular component: nucleolus; chromatin.